Molecule: messenger RNA, 3590 nt
Organism: Sorex araneus (European shrew)
Lineage: Eukaryota; Metazoa; Chordata; Mammalia; Eulipotyphla; Soricidae
Gene: LUC7L2
Product: LUC7 like 2, pre-mRNA splicing factor
Exons: 10
Coding region: 1499-2518 (339 amino acids)
Biological process (GO): mRNA splice site recognition
Cellular component (GO): U1 snRNP; U2-type prespliceosome
Molecular function (GO): mRNA binding
Source: RefSeq, a predicted model, not a curated record
ACAUCAAGAUAAUUUACUAUAGUAGCAGGCGAGAAUACUAAAUGAUCAUUCCAAAUUAGAGUAUAAAAAUAAUCUAAUUAGACAAUCUUCCUGAAAACCUAUUGUUGAACUGCUCUGAUGCUACCAUUUUAACUCUGUUACUUAACGCAUUAUGGGCCCAGAGAGGAGAACAAAGGACUGGGAUGUAUGUAGGCUUUAUGUAGGCUUUGCAGCACUGUUCUUUCCCCUUUGCACUGCCAGUAGCUUCUGGACACUGCCAGAUUAUGGAAACUUCUCUUCCCUCAACCAGUCCCCCCCCCCUUUUUUUUUCCCCAUGUGCUCUGGGGCAGAGCAAGGCCUGGAGUGCAUACUUUGCACGUGGGAGCCCCAGGUUUGAUUCCUGGCCCCCCAAGUAUUGUUGGUUGCCCCUAAAUCAAACAAUUUUUUUUUUACAUCCCAGUCACAAAUUAGGAUGUGCCUUAAGUUUUCUAACAAAGUUAACAAUAAUUUGAGGUUUCAGAGGCCAAUGCAUGGGGGGGGUGCAGCUGGCCACUGGUUAGUCCCCUGCACCGCCUCCUGGGGCCCCUGCAUUGAACCAUCGGGCCUUCUGAGCACCACUGGAGGCACCUCCCAGGACCAAACAAAAUUUUGAACAAAAUCUCUUACACCACCACCAUCCCCACCACCCCCAAACCACAGUAUUGAAAAAGUCUUCCACGAUAACCUUGAGGGGGUAACCCUUUUGUUGGUCUCGUGAAAAACAGUGUAAUCAUUUCCUAAAUGAGUUUUUGGCAUGAUGCAGGCAUCAUGUGAAGUACAGAAAUAUUUACAGUCUAUUUUGGUACCAGCAGUUCUUGCUCAGUAAUUCACCAGUAGGUUUUCAUUCUUAGUGAUAAUGCCAAUUUAAAGCUAAAAUAAAACACUUAAAUUUCUUAGCAUUCUAUAUAGGAAAUAUCUUUAAAACCGUUUUUGUUUUGUUUUCUCCCAAAGCAAAAAAAAAAAAUAGUAACUAACAUCUUUGUUUUGUUAUUUGAGCUAGUUACGUUUCUUUUCCUUAGCUCCUUUAAAGUUUUGAGUAGAUAGGCACAUUUGGUGAGCAAGUGGGAAGCUUGUGUUGCUCAGGAGGUGGGUUGUGUUAUAUCAAGCGUGAAUUUAAAUGUACCCUGUUUGGCAAUGAUGUAGCACAGACUGACUCCAUAAAACUUGGAGGUACAGGACCUUUGAGGCAUUAAAGUUACCUUUUCAUUUAGGCAAUGUGCCUUUGUUUGACUGGUGUGUAAGUACUUCUUCCAGGUUUGUACGCUCUUAAACACGUUAUUCUACCCUCUCUUAACUCCUCCCAACAGCAAAGGGGACACACUUCAACUGGAACAAAAUAGUGGAAGAAAUGGCUUCUGGGGUUCAGUGGGGAUUCGCAGUGUGAGACACCACACGUCAGCGAAUCAAAUUCAGUGAUGACAGAGUAUGCAAGAGUCACCUUCUCAACUGUUGCCCCCAUGAUGUUCUCUCGGGAACUAGAAUGGAUCUUGGAGAGUGUCUGAAAGUGCAUGACCUGGCUCUAAGAGCGGAUUAUGAAAUCGCAUCCAAAGAACAAGAUUUUUUCUUUGAACUUGAUGCUAUGGAUCAUCUGCAAUCAUUCAUUGCUGAUUGUGAUCGAAGAACAGAAGUGGCCAAGAAAAGAUUAGCAGAAACUCAAGAAGAGAUUAGUGCGGAAGUGGCUGCAAAGGCAGAACGCGUUCAUGAAUUAAAUGAAGAAAUCGGUAAAUUAUUGGCUAAAGUGGAACAGCUUGGAGCUGAAGGGAAUGUGGAAGAAUCCCAGAAAGUAAUGGAUGAAGUAGAGAAAGCGCGGGCUAAAAAAAGAGAAGCAGAGGAAGUCUAUCGGAAUUCUAUGCCAGCAUCCAGUUUCCAGCAGCAGAAACUUCGAGUGUGUGAGGUUUGCUCCGCCUAUUUAGGGCUCCAUGAUAAUGACCGGCGGCUGGCGGACCAUUUUGGGGGUAAACUGCACCUGGGAUUCAUUGAAAUCAGAGAGAAGCUUGAAGAAUUAAAGAGAGUUGUAGCUGAGAAGCAGGAGAAGAGAAACCAGGAACGCCUGAAGCGAAGAGAAGAAAGGGAAAGGGAAGAAAGGGAGAAGCUGCGGAGGUCUCGAUCACAUAGCAAGAAUCCCAAAAGGUCCAGGUCCAGAGAGCACCGCCGACAUCGUUCCCGCUCCAUGUCCCGAGAACGGAAGAGGAGAACGCGGUCCAAGUCUCGAGAGAAACGCCAUCGCCACAGGUCCCGCUCCAGCAGCCGCAGCCGCAGCCGCAGCCACCAGAGAAGCGGGCACAGCUCUCGAGACAGGAGCAGAGAGCGAUCCCGGAGGAGAUCCUCAAAAGAAAGAUUCAGAGACCAAGACUUAGCAUCACGUGACAGAGACAGGCGUUCCAGAGCCAGAUCACCUCGGGACCGAGAUCGGAAAGAUCAGAAGCGGUCCUAUGAGAGCGCUAAUGGCAGAGCAGAAGACAGGCGGAGCUCAGAAGAGCGCGAAGCGGGGGAGAUAUGAUUAGCUGUGUGUCUGCCUCGUCCUUAAGCUCCUGAGGGGGUCACACUCUUGUUCAGUCCCAGACACCGAGCCAGCUAGGGUAGCCGAGCAGUGUCCCGCUGCUUCUGACCCAAACCCUCAGACAACAGCCCUAGUCCUGGUGACCCUGUCAGACAGCCUGAGGGGGCAGUUUUCUCCACACGGACACCGAGUCUUUAGUCUCUUUACUAGUAGGAGUGAUAGUGAACAAAUUGUGUGACUUGCUUUGGGGACUUUGGAACACCUGUAAAAAGCUGUCUUCCUUACUAGUUCUACACAGCUGCAGCUUCGGGAAUUUUUCUUCUUGAUUCUUCUUCCUCUGACUUCUGUAUCCCUAAGACUUCACCUCUCUCAUUAGUAAGAGACAGGGGCAGGGAAGCAAUAGACUUUUCUGUUUUAAGGUUCUAUACCCAUUAAUUAUUAGCUGGUUGCAGUUCAGAGCAUUUAUACUGGAAUGUGUACUGGAGAAAUUUCAAGUAUUGGGAGUUGUUUUUUUUUUUUUUUUUUUUCUGUUUGUUUAAAGGUGCCUAUUUAGAUUUGGGAGCUCAAGAGCUGUUACAUUACAUACUUUGCUUUUUUAAUUGAAAUUUUGAAAUCAAACAUGUCUUGAUCCUUCUGUUCUUUUGAAUUGCUACAUUCAGGAUGUUUUGAAAGGGGUGGGGGCGGGGACUCUUUCAUAAGCACUUCUCAUUUCUGUGUGUGUAUGGAAAAUAAAAGCUACAACCUUACUGUAAAAUAAUAAUAAUAAAAUGAAAGAAACAAUCAGUGCCCCAUCAUUAAGCUCUGGCCUGUCCAGUAAGCUGUGGGUAGGGUCAGCGGCGGCCACUCCUCCCUGUGGUCUACACGAGUGCCUUACUAUGUGCAAGGCACAGGAAGAGAGCGCCGAGGAACGUUCUGGAAGAAACUGCUGCCCGAGGCCUGCUGCCACUCUGGGCCCCACUGACAGAGCCUGGCCUGCAGGAGAGGGGGUGGGUUUCAUUUGUUGUUGUUUUGUUGCUACUUUGUUUUUUUCUCCUCAUCCAGUAAACUGAAAUAAAAACACAGUACAAACACC